AUGGCGUUCGCGGCGGCAGACAAACGCUCCGCCGCUGACGCCUUUGACUGUGACAGUGUUGAAGAGCAUAACGCGAAGAAGCGGACGAUCGAUGACGUUGACGAUAAAAGUGAUGGACAUGGCAGUGGAGAUGACGUUGCAGCGCGUCCUGUGGUGAAGAAGAGCAAGUGGAUCGACGAGGAGCUUCCGGACGUCGAUGACAAUGAGGAGUUUCCACCGCGAACGGAGGAAAGGGACGACGAAGAAGUGGCGUGUGGCCUGACAGAGGGACAACAUGAUGAUGGGAAUGUGGUGACGGAUGAGGUGCAUUCGCGUAUAGUGAGCUGUGGUCACGGGAUGGGAGACGACGUGGAUCUGAGUAGAGAGAGCAGGAAGGACGUGGACACGCCAACAGACGAAAAAGAAGAAGAAGAAGGAGAAGAAAAUGAAGAAAGAAAGAAGGAAAGAGGAGAGGAAGAAGAAGAAGGAGGAGGGAUCGAUGGAUUAGAUUUCGCAGAAGAGGAAGGAGGAGAAGAGAACGAUGAAGAAGAUGAAGAAGAGGGAGAAGAGGGAGAAGAAGAAGAUGGAGAGAACGACGAAGACGCUGACGGUGGGGAGUUAAUGGGGUAUCAAAAUCAUGGCAUCGACAUUGUGGACGUUGAUGACGAUGACGGUGAAGAGGAAGGGAACGGAGACGGCGACGGGUACGAGCAAUUUAGUGAUCACGAUAGCGAAGAGGAGGAGGAAGAUGGAGAGGAGGUUGAUGAGGACGAGGACGAAGAGGACGAGGCGGCAGAGACUGUUGCACGGGCUCGCAAUCAGAGAGAAGCUAGACAGUUGUUGCAGCAACUGGACGGCUCGACAAGAAGCAAACUGUGUUUGACGGUGCUAGAGAAGUACGGAGAAGAGCUCUUGUACGGGCACGAAGACGCACGAGAUGCCAUCUUAGUGGACGCUUGUGCUCAUGAGUCAGCGUUGUCGCUGAUGAGGGACGCUAUCCGGGUAAGGGAUUUGUAUGCGAGGGGAUCGUCGGCAGCAGCACCCGUCGAGUUGGACAAUGAUGACGAUAUUGACGAGGAAGAGAGUGAGGCUGCAGGGUAUGCCGUGGAAUCGGGUGAUGAUAAUAUUGAAGAAGAAGGAGACGAGGAAGCUGGAGGGUACGAAGAUGAAGAAGAGGAGGCAGAUGAUGAAGACGGAACAAUCGCAGAUGAGGAUGAUGAUGACGAGGUUGUCGUCAUUUCGGAGGAGGAAGUGGAAGAUACGAUGGUGUGCGAGCAAGACAGCGAGAGUCAUCUGGAUGAAUCCACCCACGACGAAGGGUACUAUGGAAGUGAGAAGGAAGAGGGUGACGUGGGCUCGGUGAAGAUGUUACACCCCGUCACUGGUGAUGCCGGGGCUGAGCGUGACGCUGAGAGAUGCAGAGCUGACAACAAUCAGGAUGAACAAGACGCGGACUGCGAAGGUGCAGCGCUAGAUGACACAGGGGCAGCAUGCGACGUUGUAGCACCGGCCAAUACCGGUGUAGCAAACGUAUUGAGUUUGCGGGUGCCGGUUGCUGACUCAGCCACGUGA
Messenger RNA from Hyaloperonospora brassicae, 1551 nucleotides. Lineage: Eukaryota; Oomycota; Peronosporomycetes; Peronosporales; Peronosporaceae. The record is from the annotation of a GenBank genome assembly.